Molecule: messenger RNA, 8120 nt
Organism: Rhineura floridana
Lineage: Eukaryota; Metazoa; Chordata; Lepidosauria; Squamata; Rhineuridae
Gene: PRPSAP1
Product: phosphoribosyl pyrophosphate synthetase associated protein 1
Exons: 10
Coding region: 1410-2561 (383 amino acids)
Biological process (GO): 5-phosphoribose 1-diphosphate biosynthetic process; purine nucleotide biosynthetic process
Cellular component (GO): cytoplasm; ribose phosphate diphosphokinase complex
Molecular function (GO): magnesium ion binding; ribose phosphate diphosphokinase activity
Source: RefSeq, a predicted model, not a curated record
CAUAAAAUGGCCGCCGAGAGCAGAAGGUGGCGCUCUAGCGUGGCGUCUCUAUGGCUGAGCAUGCUGGUGGAGUUGAAUCUAGCCGAGUUGGGGGCUGAAGAGUGAGCGGGUCCGAAACAGUAAAAAAAGAGGAAGGGAUCGACAGCUACAGAGCGACGAACGUGACACACCCGGUGGUGGCCGCUAUCUCUGCCCAAACAGCAGUACCAGAGGCCUGGGAUUGCCCUCCUCCUGCAUCGGGGGCGGGGGCUGCUGUUCUGCUAAUCCGUCAUCUCACUUUCAGUCUCCCCCGAUUCUUCUUCUCCACCAGGAUUCUCUCGCCCUGUUGCUCCUUUCUCCGCUUCAGUCCUCACAACCCCUCCUCCCCUCUCAUUUUUACCUCCGCGGAUCCAACCGCCCCUCCAGUCCAGUCGGUUGCUUCUCCCUACCUUCUAAACUUCCCUCCACUCUGACGCUCCCUUUACCUUAAGGUCGUCGUAUCUCUCCUCCCCUCCCUCCCUCCCUCCCUCCCUCUGUGAGUCUCUUGCACAUCUUUCUGCACCUCUUUUAACCUAGUCCUUCCACCUCCCCACCCCAGCCACCCACCCACGCACGCCUUGUCUUCUCUGGGUGGGAGAGGGUUUAACCUUGCACCCAGACAUCCCUUCAUCGUUUCCCUCUCUUUCCCACCUCCCAUCUGCCUUCGGAAUCCCGUGUCUGACUUUUAUCCUUAUUCUGAAACCUCCCAUCUUGCUCAGCCCCUUAAACUUCACCCCUCUGUCUCCUUCAUUCCUUAGGAACACACUCCCCUCCCAUUUUCCAUUCCCCUUGGAUCCUUCCCCCACUCCUGUUUUUAUCUGAGGUAUUCCUUAAGCAGUGGUGUUCCCCUGCUUCUGCAGUUAUCCCAGGGAGACUCUGCCGUGCCUACUUCCAAUGCAACUUUCUGUGGUGCUGGUCGCAUAUCCCCAGGAGCGCUCAAGUCCCCUCUGGCCUUUUGUCUUGAGAAAUCCUGUCUCCUGAGUCUGUCUCCCUGCUUUUUGUUCUUGUAUGUAAACAAGUUUCAUUGCUUGUGCUUCUUGCUCCCCUUCCUCUCCAUUGCAGUGUGAUUUAGGAAGAAAACCCUCUCAUUUCUUUAUUUUCUGCUUUUGAGUUUCAAGUCUGGCAUUAAACUUUGUGGCUGCUAAUUUCUAGGGGCUUGACCUCUUUAGGCAAAUGGUAUCUUCUCUUCCAUAUAUAGUAUUUUAAGGGGACACGUAAAGACCACUAACACAGAGCUAACUUUUAGUGCUUCUUUUAAUUCCUGCUUUUGAAAGGUCUCUUCUGGUUGUUGCCCUAAUAAUUGGGUUGGGGGAAAUCUACCUGGUAAACUCCUUUCUUCCCCACCAGGUCUGAUCUGGUAGUAAUAGUAUUUGGAGAGGCUGAAGAGGAGGAUGCCAAGGAAAUUGCUGUUACCUUAUAAAUCUGUGUUUUCUCACUCUCGAGUUCCAAGGGGUUUGCAUGAUUCCUUGGCAAUGAAUGCAGCCAGAAGUGGCUACCGGGUCUUCUCGGCAAACUCCACAGCAGCCUGCACGGAGCUGGCAAAGAAAAUCACUGAGCGUCUUGGUGCUGAGCUUGGAAAAUCUGUGGUGUAUCAAGAAACCAAUGGAGAAACAAGGGUUGAAAUAAAAGAAUCUGUUCGAGGCCAGGAUGUGUUCAUUAUUCAGACAAUUCCCAGAGAUGUGAACACUGCAGUAAUGGAACUGUUGAUCAUGGCUUACGCACUGAAGACAUCCUGUGCCAAAAAUAUCAUUGGGGUGAUUCCCUACUUCCCAUACAGCAAACAAAGCAAAAUGAGGAAGAGAGGCUCAAUAGUCUGCAAACUCCUUGCUUCCAUGUUGGCCAGAGCAGGCUUAACACAUAUCAUCACUAUGGAUCUUCAUCAAAAAGAAAUCCAGGGAUUUUUCAGCUUUCCUGUUGAUAACCUGAGGGCUUCACCUUUCUUGCUUCAGUAUAUUCAAGAAGAGAUUCCUGAUUACAGAAAUGCAGUGAUUGUAGCAAAGAGUCCUGAUGCUGCUAAGAGGGCCCAGUCUUAUGCUGAGCGAUUGCGGCUAGGGCUAGCGGUCAUCCACGGAGAGGCUCAGUGCACAGAGCAAGACAUGGAUGAUGGACGACACUCUCCUCCAACAGUAAAAAAUACUACUCUGCACACUGGUCUGGAGCUGCCGUUGAUGAUGGCUAAAGAGAAACCACCAAUAACAGUCGUCGGAGAUGUUGGAGGUAGAAUUGCCAUCAUUGUGGAUGACAUCAUUGAUGAUGUGGAAACAUUUGUUGCAGCUGCAGAAAUCCUGAAAGAGCGUGGUGCUUAUAAGAUCUUUGUCAUGGCCACUCAUGGGCUCUUAUCUGCUGAUGCUCCACGUUUAAUUGAAGAAUCAUCAAUUGAUGAGGUGGUGGUCACCAAUACGGUUCCUCAUGAAGUGCAGAAACUUCAGUGUCCCAAGAUAAAGACUGUGGAUAUCAGUUUGAUCCUCUCUGAAGCCAUCCGCCGAAUCCACAAUGGGGAAUCCAUGGCUUACCUCUUCCGCAACAUUACCAUGGAUGAUUAGAUUAUCUUUGUCAUUCCCACAUCUUUCCUGAAAUAGAAUGGAGAAAGGAAAUGUGCAUGAAGCAGCAGUGCCAUAAAGUUGAUACUGUGGGGGGGGUAUAAUGGGUCUGGGUGUCAAGUGACUGAUAUCAUGAGACCCAAGUAUUUGAGUUUCACUGGUCCUCUGUCUGGAGGCAGCUAGAUCAGGGGGCAUAUAAGCAUUGCAGGCUGUUUUGAAAUUGUUUGAUACUAGCGAUGGCCUUUUGUUCUUGUUCAACAAAUCUUGUAUAUCAAAAGAGGGCAAUUGCUUACAGAGAGUUAACUUCAUAAAUUCACUAGCCAUGCAUGUCUUCAAGCUGUUUGGAAGGGGGUGUGAGUCUUCUUGCUGUCCUGGAAUGUGCAAUGCCCUCGUGCUGUCUUGGGAGCCAUUCACGGAUGCAGCCGUUCACGGAGCUUCCUUUUGUGAAGUCAUCUACAUAUCGAUAAAUUUUAUUAUAGUCUAGGUAAUUUGAUCAGCAAUAACAUAGGAUGAUGCUAAAGGGUUCCAAAGUUGUGGUAUAAAUUAGAAUGUGCUACCUCUCCUCCUUUACAGAGCCCUAGGUUCUAAUUCUGCCUAGCUGGCUUGUAAGAGGGGUAUAGAACUUUUAUGACUCCUGCUACAAUUUGUAAGUUAGAUGUAAGAUUAAAUACAGUCUGAUGGGAUUUGCCUUAGGUGGUAUUCUGUGUUCACUCAUGGCCAAAGAUGGAAACACACUGGCCAGAAUCUAAUACCAACAUCUUAGUCAGGAGUGAGGAAACUGUAGCCCUGCAGAUAUUAUCCUAUAAUUCCCAUCAGCCUCAGUGAGCAUGGCCAGUGGUCAAGGAUGAUGGGAGUUGUAGUUCAGCAACAUCUGGAAGGCCACAGGUUCCCCAGUCCUGAUUUAAAUAAUGGGUCAUUUGCAAGAAUGAAUAGCAUACAUACUUGUCAAAUUGCCAACCUCUCUAAGGUCUGCUAACAAAACUCUCUCUUCAUGAGAGUUGACAAAACCAAGCAGCGUUAAUGGUAUUUACUCCAAUCAUAUUUGGUUUUUUAAAAAACAACAAACCAAGAAUGUUGCCUAUCUGUGUCUACUAGAGGCCUAAGGUUGUCAUUGCACUUUGUCUGUGAGCAUUUGGGAUGUGAGAUAACUAGGUGCAGCCAUGGUCAUUGCUUGCCUGUUUGGUGGCAACUACUCUUUGUUAGUGUCUUCCAUAGAGAUUGGAGGCAUGGGAAGCAAGCCUGACUCCAUCUACCAUGCCAAUCUGGCAGCUUCCUCUGAGGGAACCUCUCCCACAUGACCCAGCCCAGGGGUUGUCUAAGUACUUUACUCUGCAGUGGCUUUGACUGGUUCAGUCAGUUCAGUCCUGCUUCACUUUGGACCCAGUUGCUCCCUUACAUUUUCCAGGUCCAGACCCUGUUUGUUUUUAACAGUACAGCUGAAGGAGGAUUUGUAUCAAUAUAGCUUUUUCCUUAUCAUGGUGAUGGUGUGUGAGGAGAAAACACACACCUGGUGAAACCUUACCCUUGAGAGUUUGCUUAAAGAGACAGAGGGUCUGAGAAAAUAGACACCUCUUGCUGUAGUUCUUCUCCAGCUUCCCAAAGCCCCUUACCUGGCCACUCCUGUUCUUUUAACAGCUCUACAACUUGUGUGAGUGGUUUUCCCCAAGUCACACUUUUCUUCUUCCUGGCCUCUUCAGUUGUGCUAGUUCUUUGUUUGUCAGUCUACUUACCUCUUCCUGUAGGGAAACUUCCUCUGGGCUCAUUCCCUUAGCUUCCUGCUAAGAGUGGCUUUGACCAUUACUUUAAAGAUGAUGCAUGCUCCCUUUACAGUCUAAUGACUGAAGCAGUGGAGAGGUGUGAAUUCCAGAUACUCAUUGCCACGGUGGAUAUUGCAUCAGAAGCUUAGAAGAUGUGCAACUCAUCCUCCAGUAACAGCCAAAACCACUUACAUUCUUUCUCAUAACAGUUUUUCCUGGCUCAGCCCCUUGUACAGAGCCUAUUCCUAGCCAAACUGAAGCUGAAUCCUGAAUCCUGAUCUGGAAAUUUUACACCUUAAGUUGUUGCCUGCCCUGAGCAUUAAAGUAAUGGACAUGCUAUAAAUAAAUAAGUAAAUGUUCAUUACCUCAGCAGUUAGAACACUAAUUCACAGUUCAUGAUAUUGUAGCAGCUCAGCCAAUUGCUGUCCGAGGCUUCACUAUCAUGGAAUAUUUUUAGUGCAUUACAAUAUAGAUUAUACAGUGGUGUCCAAUGUGCCCUUCAGAAGUUUUGGAAUAGAACUCCCGUCAUCUCUGACUUUUGGCCAUACCAGCUGAGACUGAUGGGAGUUGAUGUCCAGCAAAAUCUGGAGGGCAUCCUGUUGGCUACUCCUGGGUUAUGGGAUCUUGAGAGUGUUUUCAAAGACUUGCACUGGAAGAGGAGGAAGUAAAGUUCUGCUAUGGACUAAAGAACCCAUUAGUUAAUUAAUCUUUAUCAACAGCCACAUUCUAAGAGUUGUUGCACCAAACCGCAACUGUACCAACAGUCAUGACAAUGGGGUGCUAAAACAGCAGCAGUAUUACACCAGCUUUGCAUGUAGAAUUGCUGGCACAUGCAGGUGAGGUUUAAGUGCCUUAAGUAUGGAAUGGCAAUUCUAAUCCACAUUAGUGAUUGUAAGAACAGAGCCAGGCAUACUGUAUCUUCCAGACUGAUUAACUGGGAACAACUUGUAAUGUUGAUACUCUGCCUUAACUGCUUGAGUUAUCAAAACCAUAGAUGAGGCUUUUGAGAGUACCAUGUGGACUGUCUUCUCCACUUAUCCCAGGGGUGGGAGAAGUCCUUCAGUUUUCUCCUACAUAUUUUCCCUCCAACUUAAGCGUGUUGAUUAAAUAUAUUUCAAUCUAUAUUAAAGGGCAAACGAGAAGACUGCAAGUCCAGGGAAGGCCUUUAACUGUUCAGCAAGCCAAGUCUCCUCUGUUUAUGUAUGCAAAAAAGCACAUAACACAACAUAACUACCUUUCUGUCUCAUAAUGACUGCAUAGGUAUGUAGAUCUUGUUUCAUAGUGGAGAUUUUUUUUAAGCCCUCCUAGAACACACUCAACAUAAGCAAUAUCUAGGGAUAGGCCCACAGAGGUUUUGCUGUUAAUCCUGAGUGUUACAACAAAGUGACUCUACUUAGCCCAUUGCUAUGCUUUUUAUGAACUUGGGUUCAAAGCUGUCUUCAGAUACUUCUAAUGUUAACAGAAUGUACUUUUAAAGUAUUAAUGGCCUUAUGUAAAGGGUGGGUGAAGGUUCCAAAUGUGAUGUCUCCUUUGCUGGCAAGCAGUUUGAAUGUUUCUGAUGGAUUUUUGUUGCCAGUUUUACAAUGAUAAAGCCAUCUAUAUGCACGUUGGAACAUAAAAAUGUUUACUUAUGCAUUAUCAUACUGCUUUGUUUGAACAAUAUAUUGAGCUUUAAUGUUGUAAGCAAUUCGGCAAGGACAAUCUGUUUUGAGACACAGGACUGCAACAAGAGUGAUGGUGGAUGAGGAUUAAAGUGAUGUAAAAGUGUUGUGCAUAGCAUUUGAAUUUGAUGUUUGUCCACUCCACAGUCCAUACUAAGCCUAGAGGGUUUUCUUUACAUAAUCCAGUUGCUGCUACUUUGUUGCAGCAUUCUUCCUUUAAUCUUACUGGCCUUCAAAAGAAACCCAGUAAUGCCUCCCAUUCCAUCACCUUGAGCUUCUUGGAAAGAUUCUACUUCUUGUAAACAAUCUUCAUUUGAGCUGAUUGUUUUUCUAGUUGAAAGCUUUUUGUAGGAGCUGAUUUUGAAAGUCACCAUUCUAUGACAUUGUUGGAGAGCUGAUUCAACAUAUUGCUUCUCUCCUUUAAAAAAAAUUAUAUAAAUGACUGCCCUUUUUGGUAUUGCCCUCCCUGCUUUUGAUGACCUUCAGAACUAAGUAUAAAAGUAGUGCAAUGUUUAUCAAUACUGCAAUGCCAUGGCUCGAGACAGAUUUGCAGUCAAAACUAUCUGUUGAAAAUAAUUGCAUGUUUUUAAAGGGGAAAUAGCUUCUUUUUCAGAUAUGAAUCUGAAAAAACUAUUUUACAUAACUGUAGCAACUGAUUUGUAAUUUGAACACCACAGACAUCUCCCUCAUUCUCAUUUUGCUAUGUUUUGGUAUACUUCAUGCCUCUUUUUUAUCAGGAUGAUGAAUCAAAUCCAUUUAUUAAUGCAGUGAAUUGCUACCCCCUUUUCAAGCUAAUCAGCCAUCCCCUCAAGCUGAAGCUGUGGGAGAAUGGAAGAUAAUUUCUACUUUAGUUUUCUGAGCUUCACAAACAAAAGGUGCUCUGGCAUACUAUAUAGUCACAGAACAGUACAUGGAAUAUGAUGCAAGUAUUGCAGAGUAAGCAAAACCAUGGGGCCACAUAGAACUGAGAAAUGUGCAAAUGUCCAACAACCUUAUGCAUGGUCAGAACAAAAGAUGCCUCAACUGCAUUUUAUCCUUUGCAAAUUUGAAUCUGUUGACAAUGCAGUGGGUAGAGGAUAAAUACACUAUGGUUUUCGCUCUGUUUCCCUCAAAAACAACAUGAAGAAGACAACCAGACUAUGCGUCUGGUCCAGUACACGAUCUCCAAAAAGGGAGGGAGAUUGAAACGUAAAAGGAGGGGAGGGGAGUGUUUCUGCUCUUUGCUAUGUAAUUUCUAGGUGAAUUCUAGAAUUAGGAUGGUACAACAGGGCAUUACACAGCUGCUGAAUAAUGUUUUUAAAUGUUCAUUCACCAGUGGACAGGAAGCGGGUGGCAGUGUUGUGAUUAACAUCACAGAGACUACCCAUUUGUACAACACAUUGCAACACAGUAAGGACAAUAGCUAUAGAUGCUCUUUCUAUGUGCUGUGUUGCGCUUUCCAAAGUACAAAAAUAUUGGGCUCAAAACAGGCAAUGUCCCCACGACAUAUGUACUAACUUUAAGGAAGAUAUAUCAGCUAUAUAUAGCAAAUUAAUGCAUGUUGGUUAACAGGCAAUUCAGAUCUGUCCAAAUCAGUGGGGAAUUCUGCCACAGGCAAAAAAAACCCCUAAACAUGCCUCAGAAAACUUUCAGAGAAACUGGGGGCUGGAUCUAAUUCCCAUCUAAUGCACUGCCUAAUUGAGCCUGGGCUCUUCUUUAUUGAACCAGAAGGCACUUUGAUCAAGGCCUGUUUCACAACAUGCAAAAAUGAAAUGGGCAAGCCAUAUACAGCUUAUAUCAUGGUACCAUCUCUGGAUUCUGUUCUACACUUUUUAGGUGUACUGCUGUGUGCAUAUGAAUGGUUGCCUUCUUCAAGCAGUAGUUUUAUAAUGUGUCUGAAGGGGAGGUGAUGUAUCCAACAUAUUGCUGUAGUGUUUAACCUCUGUUAAGCUAUUGUACAUUUCAUGGAGGAGCUGCUGAUAGUACAGGCGGAGCUAUGAAAAGCCUGCUGCUAUGUACAUAUAUUCAGUUGUUUUUAGUCUUUCAAACCAGGGUGAAGUUAAAAAAGCUCUACCAUUUGCCAAGCCUGCUAGAACCUGUUCUCAACUGCGAUGAUUGCCGUUAGUUUUCUAGAGCUUCUGGGAUACCUAUUUGACUGCUAAUAA